GGGGGAUGGGGUACACAUCUAAUGGCCAUGGGAAGCAAAUCUUAAAAGGGAAUCAAGAUGAAAUUGCCCUCUCUUUGCCACCACCACUCCCCCACCUGCUCAAGAUAUGGUAAGCGCACAUGAUUUCACACCCAGCAAAAAAAAAAAAAAAAAAAAGCACCAUUGCUGACAUCACCUGUAUCUCUUGAGAGGAUUUUGUUGGGGCCCACCGACCCCCUCUCUCUCUUUCCUUCCUUCCCCUUCCCCAACUUUCCUUUUUCAAUCCCCAAAACUUUCUCCGACUCAUCAUAUAAAUGAUUUCUGUCUUAGCCCAAUAUAUUUUAUACUCAAUCAACCCCCUCUAAAAAUCAACUACCAUGUUCUAAAAAUUGGUUCUUUAUUCAUUAGUACUAGUAAUAGUAGUGAUAUUGGCUCUAGUUUGGGGGCUCUGUAUUUUUAUUGGGUUUUGUAGCUUUGCCAUUUUGCUUGGUUGCUUGCCUUGUAAAUUCAAAAACCCAAGUUGGGUUGGGGGAGAUAAAAACUUGGAAAGAGUAUCUUUUGGAUGAAAUCUGGUCAGAUCUUGCUUUGUGGGUUGUGGAUUUUGGUGGGUCUUGUCUUCAAUACAUAACCCCCUCUUCCCUCUUCUUUUCCCUCUUCUUCUUCUUCCCUACUCUUCUUUCCUCAUUUGAGCACCUCUUCUUCUUCUUCUUCUUACAAGCACCCCCCGGAAAAAAAGGCACAAGCUUUUUUCCUUUUCUUUUUUUCUCCCCUUUCUGUCAACCACAUUCAUCAUCUUGGUGUUGGGAUUUUUACUUAUUGGGAUAUUGAGAUUGGUGGUCUGAAAUCAAAAUGGUUAUGGCAGCAAGUGAAUCCCAGUUCCAUGUUUUGGCUGUUGAUGACAGUCUUAUAGACAGAAAACUCAUUGAGAGAUUGCUCAAGACCUCUUCGUAUCAAGUUACCACAGUGGAUUCCGGCAGUAAAGCUUUAGAAUUUCUGGGAUUACACGAAGAUGAUGACAGAAGCAAUCCUAAUCAACCUUCUAUAUCUCCUAAUCACAACAAUCAGGAAGUUGAAGUAAAUCUUGUUAUCACAGAUUAUUGUAUGCCUGGGAUGACAGGCUAUGAUUUGCUCAAGAAAAUCAAGGAAUCUUCAUCUCUGAGGGACAUACCGGUUGUGAUAAUGUCAUCUGAGAACGUCCCUUCAAGAAUCAGCAGAUGUUUAGAAGAAGGGGCAGAGGAGUUCUUCCUUAAGCCAGUGAGAUUAUCAGAUGUGAAUAAGCUGAAACCACACAUGUUGAAAACUAAAAGUAAAAAUAGCCCUCAAAAGCCAAAUGAACAAGACGAUCAAGGAUCGACUGAGGCAUCAUCUGCCAGCGCAACUUCAUCGCCGGAAACACCAUCACCAGUAACAGAAGAUACGAAAGAAUGUCAAUCACAGCCACAGCAAUCGCAGUCACCAAAUAACAAGAAUAAGAGGAAGGGUGUGGAAGAAGGCCUUUCUCCAGAUAGAACAAGGUCCAGAUACAACAACAAUGGCCUAACUGUGGUCUCUAAUUGAUGCAAAGUAUUUUGACCCUUUUUUGUCGCCUUUUCGUUUUGAAUCCUACUUUAAUCACAGACUUUGGUUUAUACAUAAUCAUCUAUAGGAAUGUAGAAUUGACAGAGAAGAUAUCACUAAUGAUGGGAGAGUUGUACACACCUUAUUUUGAUCAAAGGAAAAAAGAAAAAAAAACAGAAAAGAAAAGAAAACCAACAUCCGAUUUUGCUUAGGAAUUAGUUGUCUUUGUAAUCAGAGCAGAUUUUUAAUUAGUCGUGUAUUGAUGUAAAGCAUUUGACUGAUUUAGUUUAGAUAUAUGAUUCUCUCAAUUCCAGCUGGGAUUUUGUCCUUUGCAUUCAUGUUUACACCGAAUUCCAUUUCAAUACGGUGUGUGAGCCGGAGUUUUUCUUUCUAUCGUAUGAACUCUGCAUCAAAUGUCAUUUUCAUUUUUCAGAAGUAGUAUCUGAUUAAAUAGGCACUUUGUUUCGAUCAAUAUUCAUAUACAAAC
Messenger RNA from Oldenlandia corymbosa var. corymbosa, 2023 nucleotides. The record is from the annotation of a GenBank genome assembly. Lineage: Eukaryota; Viridiplantae; Streptophyta; Magnoliopsida; Gentianales; Rubiaceae.